AUCAAGUAAGUAAGUAAUCAGGUGUGUAAACUUUGACCUUUCACCAACGGAAGCGAUGACCCUUGUCUCAUCUUGCCUGCUAUUUUCAACAGCGAUUAGUAAUUUCCCUUCAUCUAAGACGACUUUGAGGCCGAUUCAACGCUUCAUUGAUCCAACAUCCAUAGCCCACCUUGCAUGAUCUGAAGUUUGAAAAACAUGGAGACUCAAGUCGGAUCUCAUCUGAAACAAGGGGAGGGAGAGGAUGGACAGGAUUCUUCCCGUACCCACAAGUGCAGCUAUUGCGGCAAGGAGUUUCCCUUCAAAAGUAAACUCGAUCGACACCUGCGAACUCACACUGGUGAGUGCCCAUACCAGUGCGGUGAAUGUGGGAAACAGUUUAAUCAACUAGCAAAUCUGAAGAAACACGUAGAAACUCACAAAGAGAAGAAACCAUACAGUUGUGGUGAAUGCAGUAAACAGUUCCGUCGACUGGGCCAUCUAAGGUUGCACAUGCGGACUCACACUGGUGAAAAACCGUACAAGUGCGAACACUGCAACAGAGGCUUCAGUCAGUCGUGUGCUUUGAAGGCUCACCUGCGGACUCACACCGGAGAAAAACCUUACAUGUGCGAGACGUGCUGUAAGCGGUUCAGUGAGCUAAGUUCCCUGAAAAAGCACAAGAGAAUUCACACCGGUGAGAAACCGUACAGUUGCGACGAGUGCGGGAAGCAGUUUAGUGUGCUGAGCAAUCUGAAAAGUCACAUGUUAACGCACACUGGUGAGAGACCGUACAGAUGUGAAAAAUGCAACAAAAGCUUUCGUCAGUCAUCUCUUCUGAAGGUACACAUGCGGACUCACACUGGUGGAAACCUAUUGAUGUCUGAUGGUCCAAUAUACACGUGGAAAGUCAUAGAAUGCCAACAAAUGCCACAUUCCGUCGGCUUGGUAGUUAAGAUCUAGAUAAUCGUCAUAUGGUUAAACCUACAACCUACAGAGUAUCGUGGGUACGUUACAGACAUAAUGUUUACGUAUGAUUCCACUGUAAAAGUGACAAUAACGGGAACCGGAUUACAGAAUAUUGUACAUUGUCGUCGCAUAUCCCGUAGUGGAUGAGAACUAGAAGUGUUGUGUGAAAGACGACGGUUGAAUGUUUGAACAGAGAAACGGUAAGACGUCCGCUUGAUGUAAAGGUCUAUAGCUUUUUACCAUGGCACUUAAAUGUCACUAAUCGCUAGCUGUAAAUGUAUAGUCAUAGAUCUACUGUAUAAUUUUAGUAAGCGUUUAGAAUUAGCUAUAGAAACAUCUUAGUUGUAGAUGGUGCAAGCUAUAUAUGUUUGCCUUCAUAAUUUGUUGUUAGCUGCUGGA
Messenger RNA from Branchiostoma floridae (Florida lancelet), 1344 nucleotides. RefSeq names its product oocyte zinc finger protein XlCOF19-like. The transcript is spliced from 2 exons. Gene Ontology annotation, cellular component: nucleus. Bases 196 to 939 code for a protein of 247 amino acids. Lineage: Eukaryota; Metazoa; Chordata; Leptocardii; Amphioxiformes; Branchiostomatidae. The record is from RefSeq and is a predicted model, not a curated record.